AGUAGCUUAAGGCGUUUGUGGCAUUUCUGGUCACAUAAGAGAUUCACCCAUUUAAUGACAAGGAAACUGAUUCAGGAUAGACUGGAGAAUUUUUUCGGACACAUACGUAGAGAAGGGGGAUUUGAUCUUUGUCGAGGCAACAAAAACAACUCCUGUCAAAAACAUGUAACGGCGAUGAUGAGUCAUCAUGAGCAGCGACCAACCGAAAUGAAAAUUAAGCUAGCGCAGUCAACAGAAGCAGUUUAAACAACAAUCGGCCAACAACAAAUGCGCCGACAGCAGACACUAUGGAGGUACCAGCAAGCACCCAGACAGCGAAGGAAAACAAAACGCAAGAUGUUUUUAUUUAAGUCGCAAAUCCCCGAUUCUGAUUUCUUUAUCGCUUCUAGCGAGUUUACCAAUAUAAAUACAACGAAUAACACUAAAUUAGAAGAAAAACUUGUUAUCAUUAUAGCCAACCAAAACAUCAUAAAGAGACAACAAGCAGAAACGUUGGCGAUGUUUAAGCAGCUAUUUGAAAAAGAUGUAGGCUCCUAUGGAACGAGAAGUGUGUUCCCGUUGUCCAACUUGGAAGCAUUAAAAAAACUGAAUGCAGAUAUAGUGGCAGGUUCCAGUGCAGACUAUAUAAAAAUCAUUAAAAAUAUAAUAGGCAAAACGGGGAUUAUUAAAUCUAUUGAGGGUAUUUUCGAAAGGAGUCUUAUUGUUCAGUUGAACUACGAUGGCAUUCAUUCCAAAUACUCCUUAAAGGAAUGCAAGGGGUUAAUCGACUGCUUGUUUGAGGCAUCAAUGAAAGAAGGAUAGCUUUAAAACUGGCGAAAAAUUGUAAUUUUAAAACAAACUCCGU
This is a messenger RNA of Bactrocera dorsalis (oriental fruit fly), 844 nucleotides long. RefSeq lists its product as uncharacterized. The transcript is spliced from 6 exons. Lineage: Eukaryota; Metazoa; Arthropoda; Insecta; Diptera; Tephritidae. The coding region runs from base 268 to 801 and encodes 177 amino acids. The record is from RefSeq and is a predicted model, not a curated record.